Molecule: messenger RNA, 1730 nt
Organism: Hibiscus syriacus
Lineage: Eukaryota; Viridiplantae; Streptophyta; Magnoliopsida; Malvales; Malvaceae
Product: probable arabinosyltransferase ARAD1
Exons: 2
Coding region: 108-1607 (499 amino acids)
Molecular function (GO): glycosyltransferase activity
Source: RefSeq, a predicted model, not a curated record
CUUUGUUUUCUACAUUGGUUGUGUUCUUGUUUCGAAACAAAGUGUCUUAAUGGUCAUAGUAAUUUGAAUCACUUUUGGUUCCUGGUUUACUGUAUUUAUACAUUACCAUGGCCGAGAAGCAGAGCUCUUCCAUGGCAAGAAAAUCUUUCUUCGGCUUGUUUUUGGUGAUCAUAAUGUUGUUUGUAUUGUCCUGGUUGUUUCUGUUGCGUUCCACAGGCCUUCCUCCUCGAUCAUUCGAUCCUAAAUCGUUGCCGAUUCCUAAGCUUCCUACCGUCUUUCGAUCUUCGAACGGAUUAAGUCGAACGAUUCUUGUGAACAACGAGAAACAACGCGAUGGAGGAGGAAGAGAAGGACUUCCAAAGACAGAACAAGGGUUCCAAGAUAAAGAUGGGGCAGUGACUUGCAUUGGCAUUGUUAAAGAACCGCUCAAGAUUUUCAUGUAUGAUUUAGACCCCGAGUUUCAUUUCGGACUCUUGAAUUGGAAGCCCCAAGGUGGUCGUGUUUGGCCCGAUAUUCUAACCGAAAUCCCGCCUUAUCCCGGCGGAUUGAACUUGCAACAUAGUAUAGAAUAUUGGCUCACAUUGGACCUCUUAGCAUCAGAAAUUUCUGACAAUCCAAACAACAGAGUUGUAAUCAGAGUGCAGAAUUCCAGUGAAGCUGAUCUUAUAUUUGUACCCUUCUUUUCGUCCUUGAGUUACAAUCGGUUUUCGAAGGUGAAUCCGCACCAGACAAAGAGUUGGAACAAGGUAUUGCAGGCCAAGUUGGUGAAGUGGCUGACCGCACAAAAGGAAUGGAAGAUGUCAGGUGGAAGAGACCAUGUUAUUUUGUCUCACCAUCCCAAUAGUAUGAUAGAUGCUAGGAUGCAACUUUGGCCUGCAAUUUUCGUACUCGCAGAUUUCGGUAGGUAUCCGUUGAACAUUGCGAAUGUCGAUAAAGACGUGAUCGCACCAUACCGACAUAUGGUCAAAAGCUAUGCCAAUGAUACUUCCGAUUUCGAUAGCCGUAAAACUUUGCUGUUCUUCCAAGGAUCCAUUUACAGGAAAGAUGGUGGAUUUGCUCGACAAGAAUUAUUUUAUCUUCUAAAAGAUGAAGAAGAUGUACAUUUCUCAUUCGGAAGUCUAAAAAACGAUGGAGUCAACAAAGCCAGCCAAGGAAUGCACUCAUCCAAGUUUUGCCUAAACAUAGCAGGGGACACUCCAUCGUCGAGCCGCCUUUUCGACGCCAUUGCCAGCCAUUGUGUUCCCGUUAUUAUCAGCGACGACAUCGAGCUCCCCUACGAAGACGUUCUCGACUACUCGGAAUUCUGCGUUUUUGUUCGUACUUCGGAUGCUGUCAAAGAAAAAUACCUUAUAGAACUCAUUAGGAGCAUAAGCAAGGAAGAAUGGACUCAAAUGUGGGAGAAGCUGAAAGAGGUUGAGCCAUUGUUCGAAUACCAUUAUCCGGCGAGAAACGGGGACGCGGUGCAGAUGAUAUGGCAGUCAUUGGCACGCAAGGUUCCCAGUGUUAAGAUGAAGAUCAACAAGUCUAGGAGAUUCUCUAAUACAGUUGUCCCUCAUCAGAAAGAUGGAGGGUUAAGAAGUAUACCAGCACCAAAGAACUUCUGGUGAAAAAACAAAUGAUUCUGAAUUAGUUAUGGAUAUGAAGCAUUUUAGUGUGUAUAACGCAGGUAUCUUCAACUUUUUAUAUUAUAUUUAUAGGAAAAGACACUUGUUUCUUUCAAUCACAUUUCA